AUGAGCUGCAAUUCUAAAAGAGUUACAACAAUAUAAAUAAGAUGGUUUGCAAUAGAUGAUUAAAGAAUAGAAGUUUUUAAUAAUUUUAAUAUGAUUAAUCCAGACGAUAAGACAUUUUAAAUAAAAAAUAGAAAUGCAUAAAGUGGUUUUGUAGUAAUGACAAGUAUACAUUAUAUAGGUCCAAUUGAUUUUCUAUUAUCAGUAUAAAUAUUUAAUAAUUAUAAAGAUGAGUUAAAUAACAGUGUAAUAAGUGACUGUUAGUAUAACAAAAGUAGCAGGAAAAUUUACAAAUCUUAAGUAAAUUGGAUAUUAACUUAUUGUUGCAGUUGAUGAAGCAUUUGUCAAUCUACGAUUAUAAUCUGUUAAUGGAGAAACAUCCCUUGAAAUUAUUUAAGUACUUUACGAUUAAAAAAUUAUAGAAUAAACUAUUGUAAAAAUAGAAUUAUUCACUUAAUGA
Paramecium sonneborni is the source of this 457-nucleotide messenger RNA. NCBI's taxonomy places the organism in Eukaryota, Ciliophora, Oligohymenophorea, Peniculida, Parameciidae. The record is from the annotation of a GenBank genome assembly.